Molecule: messenger RNA, 1014 nt
Organism: Penicillium maclennaniae
Lineage: Eukaryota; Fungi; Ascomycota; Eurotiomycetes; Eurotiales; Aspergillaceae
Product: aromatic alcohol reductase
Exons: 2
Coding region: 1-1014 (337 amino acids)
Molecular function (GO): oxidoreductase activity
Source: RefSeq, a predicted model, not a curated record
AUGCCUGAGUACGCCAAGGACCAGCCCGCCGGCUUCAAGAAUGCCGUUGAGAGAGUUGCCAUUGUCGGUGCUGGAGGCACUGUUGGGUCUCACAUCGCCGCUGCUCUCCUUCAAACCGGAAAACACACAGUGACGGCCCUGUCCCGCAAAAAUAGCAGCAACAAACUUCCCGAGGGCAUCCUGGUCGCCUCAGUUGACUAUGACGACGAGGAAACUAUUGUCGCUGCCCUCAAGGGCCAACAGAUCUUGAUCAUCACAAUGGCCCCCACAGCGCCCCGCGACACCCACAGCAAGCUAGUCCAGGCGGCCGCCAAGGCUGGUGUUCCGUACAUCAUGCCUAACGGCUACGCUGGCGACAUUGAACAAGUCAAGCUCGGCGAGGAGAUUAUGCUGGGGCCCGUGGCCAAGGCCAACAGGGACGAAAUCGAGAGGCUCGGGAUGCAGUGGAUCACCGUGUGCUGUGGAUUUUGGUAUGAUUACAGCCUAGCGGGCGGUGAGGCGCGAUUCGGGUUCGACUUCGACAAACGGUCCCUAACGAUCUAUGACGAUGGCAACACGAAGAACUCGGUAUCGACCUUGUCGCAGGUUGGGCGCGCCGUGGCCAGAGUGCUGAGUCUCAAGGAGCUUCCUGACGACGAAAAUGACAAGAGUCUUACUGUCUCGGGGUGGCUUAACAAGGCGCUGUAUAUCAAGAGCUUUGUACUCAGCCAAAAUGAGAUGUUUGAGAGCGUUAAGCGCGUUACGGGUACCACCGACGCGGACUGGAUGAUUCACCACGAGCCGACUAAGAAGAGAUACGAAGAUGGCCUGGCACUGGUUAAGAGCGGUAAUAUGGCUGGCUUCAGUAAGCUGCUCUACGCAAGGGCGUUUUACUCGGAUGAUCCCAGUGAAUGCUCGGCCAAGGCACAGAAUGAGCUGCUUGGUCUGCCGGAGGAGAACCUGGAUGAGGCAACCCAAGUCGGAAUAGAUAUGGUCAAGGAACUGCAGCGUCGUGUGGAGCGUAUGGCAUCAUAG